CGCAGGAAGAGGCGUGCCUCACUCAAACUGAAGGAAGCCACGCUGAGAAAACACACUUGUAUUUAGGAGGGUCUUCCCCUUCCGAGUGGCGUCCGCGCUUGCUUCCUUCGUCAGGCACCUCCCGCCUCACGCCUUGCUUCCUCCCGUCUCCCAGAGUCUACACACCUGCACUCUUGAGGCACCUCCCGCCUCACGCCUUGCUUCCUCCCGUCUCCCAGAGUCUACACACCUGCACUCUUGAGGCUGCUGGCGAGAGGAACUGCCGUCCCAAGCCCUCCACCAUGGCCGCCGCUCCGAAAGUUUGCGUCCGUCGCAUUAAGCUUAUCUGUCUCAUGGAGAACGCAGGCAAGGACGUCUUGACCUUCGUGUUGAAGCGCGGCGCGCUGAACGCCCCCGCCACGCCGCCGGGCCAGUCCCUCACUGACUACCUUGACAACUUCCCUGAAGACUCGACAGCCAACUAUGGAAGGAUGAGUAAAAAACAAAAGAAAGCAGCAGUGAACCACACCGACCGCCGCCAAGCACAACGCUUCCCUUUAUGGGACAAUUUUGACGUGACUUUGCUCUGCAAAGCAAUAAAGCUGACGUGCGAAGGCCUGGCGAGAGAUGGCGAUCCCGAAUGGGGGAACCAGAACACCCUGGAGGGAUUGGUAACGAAAAUCAAGGAUGAGCGGAAUGAACUCUUUCAUGAAGUGAAAUCUUUCAGCGAGGCAGAGUACCAGCACAAAGUCAACGAGUUAGAACACCUCUUUAUCCGAGUCCUCGCCGCAGCCAAGACCAAAUACUGCAUUCCUGACGCAGAGGUGACACCCGUGCAGGACAACGCCCGGCAGGUCACUGAUACCUUCAGAAAAACAGGAAUGGAGAAAGAAAUUUUAAAAGAUUAUUUCAGUAUCAUGCACCAAGAAUUUCUGAGAGACAGUCAGACCCACCUCAAAACAUCCUAUGAUCGAGUGCAAACCUUUGAUCCUCUGUCCUUCCUUACCAACUCCCCAAAACACCACCAUCACAUCCAGGACAUUUUCUGCAAGAUGUCCCUCGUGGAAGGAAGAGGACACCUCCAACAGAGGCGAGACAUCGACACUUGCGACGUGCUGACGGUGACGCGCCGCGCGGGACAGAAUCCACAGCCGUCCACAUCCUCAUCGGCCACGCCGCCCACGCACGGCGCCAAGCCACAGCUCAUCCUGAUCAGGGGCGUGGCAGGAAGCGGCAAAACGACCCUGCUCACCUUCCUUGUCUCAGAGUGGCUUCAGGAGCCCGGCGCCUGCACCAUCAAACACCUGGACGAGUACGACAUCGUGGUGCGUGUCUUGUGCCGCGAUAAUGAAGGCCCAUCUCUCCAGAACUUCCUCAAAGUGAUCCUCCCAAACCAUUUUGCUGUGAUGGACGAACACCUCAUCCCCCUCCUACAACAAAGCAAAGUUCUCUUCCUGAUUGACGGCCUGGACGAACUGUCGCCAGGCACUCCAUCACACAGCCUUGUGAAGGACAUCCUCUACAUAUCGAAAUACUCGCCAGGCUUCACACUCGUCUGCACAUCGCGUCCCGAAACAGUGCAAGACUUCCUGGCCAAAUUACCUGAUGGUUAUGAGGUGUGGGACAUGGAGAUGAAAAGUGUUAGCCAUGAACAAAGAAUUCAUUUUGUCAUGAAGCAUUACAACAGCUUCCCAGACAAGGGGGACAAAGACCCUGAGAGGCUUGAGUACCUCAUGAAACACAUUGGCUGGAAGGAUUACCUCGGCCUGCCAUUAAAUCUAUUGUUCGUGGCAACACUUUUCUACAUCGAUCAAGACAAGAUCAAGAUCACCACCACCCAGACCAGCCUGUACGUCACCAUUCGAGACUGGUGCAUAGAAAAACUGCAGGGCAGACUCACAGAUGAUCCACGAGACACAAAGACCCGCGAGGUCCUCAUCUCUAGGGUUCUACAAGAUAUAUACGACAUGUCAUUGCAAGGUCUUCUACAAGACCGACUGACUCUGUCAAAACAGGAAGAGCAGAAGCUGAUUUGUUGCUGCCUUGGAAAAGGAUUACCCAGCAAGGAAGUCAUCCCAGCGUUUUUCAAUCUUCAAGACACCAGUGACAGGCUGGGGCAUCAUCAGAAGUACGCAGCCCCACACAAGAGCCUACAGGAAUUCUACGGUGCAUCAGCAAUCGUCCACAAGCUGGUGGAGGACUCACACUCAGCAAACAUACGUCGCAUGCUUCACGACCCGCCGCCAGAACAGCUCCGGAACUUGAGGAACCUGCUGCUGCACGUGGCAGGUCUCCUCUGCCACCCUAACACACCACUUUGUGCUGCAGCCAUACAAGAGGUGGUGGACCUGCUGGCGGAGACUGGUGUGGAAGACUGUGAUGAUUGGCUGUCCAUGCUGGAGGACACUGAAGUGAACAGGACUGCCUUGGAUUGUGUUGUCAGACACAUUACAAGUGAUGAGAGGGAGAGGGUAACAAUAACAGACAGCACCAUCACCAGUGCCAGGGCCCUCCUCCCCCUCAUCCCCUCCAAGAAGGUAUGGAUACAGCUAAGCAGGAAGGAAUCAGACGUGCAGGGGCUCAUCUUUGAACACCACAAAUACACUGAGCUGCACCUGCACCACCAAUACAGGCAUCCAGACCAAGCCACUCUCUGUGACUCCUUGCUGCGUGCCAUGCCCAGGAGUCACCUUGAGUGGUUCAUGGGUCACCUAAGUGGUGCCGGCACACAGCUGCUGCAGGAGUACCGGGGCCUGGAGGUGCUCAGCCUGGCCGUGUGUGACCAAGACGCCCAAGAGGUUCUGGCCGCCAUCAGCGCCGUCCACGCGUCGCUGCCUCAGCUACGCUUCCUCUUGCUACACGUCCCCGUGGGUGCCGUGAGGACACAGGCGUGCACCACACGGCUGCCUGGCUGCCCACGGGUGAUCCUCGUGUUGUCUGGCGUGGACGAGAGGCUGCUGGAGGAGGCGGCCCAGAUAGCACAGCUCCUGCAGCCCACACAGCGCCCAUACUGCAGCAUCAGGUUCCCCGGCAGCAGCAUGAAGGCAGAUGUGUGGCGGCGCUGCCUUCACAAGCUGGCCAAUGCCGGCGUCACGGUGCUUGGUGGUGCUGCUGGUGGUAUUGUAGCACCGGACACCAGCCCCAUCACGGAGGAGGAGCAGAGGGAGCUGCACACCCUUGCCACCACCACGAUGUUAGGUGCCUUCAAAAGACGGAAUGAAGAGCACCUGUGGCGGCGGUUCCUGUAAUCCCCGUGACGGCCAGACUCAUCGGUGCUGGAAGUGCAUCCACUCACGAGGCAAACACCUGGGCUGCAUUUAUCCUACUGCAUUGUGUGUGUACAAGUCUACAGUGUGGCGCUCUCUCUCUCUCUCUCUCUCUCUCUCUCUCUCUCUCUCUCUCUCUCUCUCUCUCUCUCUCUCUCUCUCUCUCUCUCUCUCUCUCUGAUGAUUCAAAUUAUAUUCCUAAGUUUGUUAGAAUUCUUAAGUCUUAAUGUAGUUUCUCUCUCUCUCUCUCUCUCUCUCUCUCUCUCUCUCUCUCUCUCUCUCUCUCUCUCUCUCUCUCUCUCUCUCUCUCUGAUGAUUCAAAUUAUAUUCCUAAGUUUGUUAGAAUUCCUAAGUCUUGACUCUCUCUCUCUCUCUCUCUCUCUCUCUCUCUCUCUGAUGAUUCAAAUUAUAUUCUUAAGUUUGUUAGAAUUCUUAAGUCUUGAUGUCUCUCUCUCUCUCUCUCUCUCUCUCUCUCUCUCUCUCUCUCUCUCUCUGAUGAUUCAAAUUAUAUUCUUAAGUUUGUUAGAAUUCCUAAGUCUUGAUCUCUCUCUCUCUCUCUCUCUCUCUCUCUCUCUCUCUCUCUCUCUGAUGAUUCAAAUUAUAUUCUUAAGUUUGUUAGAAUUCCUAAGUCUUGAUCUCUCUCUCUCUCUCUCUCUCUCUCUCUCUCUCUCUCUCUCUCUCUCUCUCUCUCUCUCUCUGAUGAUUCAAAUUAUAUUCUUAAGUUUGUUAGAAUUCUUAAGUCUCUCUCUCUCUCUCUCUCUCUCUCUCUCUCUCUCUCUCUCUCUCUCUGAUGAUUCAAAUUAUAUUUUUAAGUUAGUUAGAAUUCUUAAGUCUUGAUUCUCUCUCUCUCUCUCUCUCUCUCUCUCUCUCUCUCUCUCUCUCUCUCUCUCUCUCUCUCUGAUGAUUCAAAUUAUAUUCUUAAGUUUGUUAGAAUUCUUAAGUCUCUCUCUCUCUCUCUCUCUCUCUCUCUCUCUCUCUCUCUCUCUCUCUCUCUCGCUGUUUGUGUGUGUGUGUCCGUGGUGGUGGGUGAAGUUUGAAGUUGUGUUGGUAAGGUGGUGGCGAGUGUGAGUGUGAAGUGUCGGUGUGCAGUGUGUGUGAGAGCCAAGUGUCAGUUAGGAUCACGUUAGUACAAGGUGGGCCCAAGCAAAGUUGUGGUGCAGUUUGCAAUGAUUGUUGAUGGUGCACGUGCAGUUUUCCUCGUGGCAAAGUUCACGCCAGAAGUGAGAGAGUCAAGUCACCACAAGACAAGGCUCAGUGUUCUGUCGUGAAGUCUGCGGUGACUGCUGCUAUCACUUCCCACCUGCAGUAUAUACCUUUUAGCAAAGUUUACUUACAAGUUGUGAGUCACCACAAGCCCGGGACUCAACACUCUAUUCUUUAGUGCCUGAUGAUUCUUAAUUGUUCAUCUGCAGUUUGUGUUGCAGCAACGGUUGCGCCAAAACUAUGUUAGUGCGCGCCGAGGAUGCAAGAUGACUGAUUGUCAGUGUUGCGUGCGGUGCGUGUGUUUAGGCCAAGUGUAAGUGACGGCUGAGUUAGUGCAAGAUAAGGCUGAGUAGUGUUCUGUUCUGAAGUGUGAGGCGGUUCUUGGGGUCACUUCCCACCUGCAGUAUGUCUUGUGGCAAAGUUGAAGCUGAGAAUUAAGUUAGUACAAGCGGAGGAUUCAAGUGAUUUGGUUCACCUCACGGUGAUUCUUAAUGUUUGUUGCACCUGCUGUUUGUCUUUAGGCUAAGUUAAGUUACAACUAAGCUGAGUUACAACCACAAGCUGAGGGUGAAGGCUGCUGCUGCUGCUGCUGCUGCUGCUGCUGCUGCUGCUGCAUGCAGUCUUCACCUCAACUUGGUCAGGUUGAUGCUUUCUUCAUUUCUGUGUUGAGUUACAAGUUUACUACAAGUGGUGGCAGGUUUGUCACGUUCUCGUAAGUGGAUGCACGGGUGUGAGUGUGGCGGUGGUGGUGGUGGUGGUGGUGGUGGUGAGAGCCGUGCAUUCCCCAGGGAAGGGGAACGCCCGCCACGUGCAAGUGUGGCGAGGAGCUUCACCACAAACACUGUAUUCUCUGUACCACACAUGGCUGAUUCCCUCAUUAAAAGCUGUAGUACAA
This is a messenger RNA of Scylla paramamosain (green mud crab), 5343 nucleotides long. RefSeq lists its product as uncharacterized. The transcript is spliced from 10 exons. The coding region runs from base 282 to 3227 and encodes 981 amino acids. The record is from RefSeq and is a predicted model, not a curated record. Lineage: Eukaryota; Metazoa; Arthropoda; Malacostraca; Decapoda; Portunidae.